This is a messenger RNA of Acanthopagrus latus (yellowfin seabream), 11007 nucleotides long. Its product is annotated as proline-rich protein 12-like. Bases 1862 to 9736 code for a protein of 2624 amino acids. Lineage: Eukaryota; Metazoa; Chordata; Actinopteri; Spariformes; Sparidae. The transcript has 15 exons. The record is from RefSeq and is a predicted model, not a curated record.
UGUAAGAUCAAAUGAGUAGAUCAAAUGUGGUCACGACUGGGUAUUUACAGAUUGGUAGUGACAUAAUUCAGCUUCGCCACUAGGGGGCAACACACACUCUCUCACACACGCGCACACAUACACACAAUGAUGGAUAGCUGCACGAAUAAAAGCCCCUUUCACUGUGUGCAUCAGUAUCACCUGUAAACAAAGGAAAUCGCGUUUACAUCCAGCGAUAUUUUCCUGUUUUGAUUCCCCUGACUCUUAUCUAACACCUUAUCCAGGUUGAUGCGUCUCAGAUAAUCCUGGUCAAAACACCAAAAGAUGUGAAAUAUGAGCGAGAGCCAAGCAUCUAUCUCUCUGUUUCGGACUCCAGCGAUAGGCGAUUCCUCAUCCUUUUCAUAACCAUCAUUAAAUCCAGUGUGCCAUCUGCUGGUGGACAAAUCAAGUGCACAUGUGCUCCGGCAGACAGGUUCUCCGUGUACCACAAUUAACAGAAAAAAACAAAAACACAAUGAUUUCUGGCAUAUCGUCAGGGGGAAAAUACCUCCUGUUGGUGCGUAGAUAACAUGCAAACCGCAGCCUGUUUAAAUCACGUAUCAUCUGACUGAAGGUGAAUGCUGCUGUCUGUCUCUCUAAAAAAAAAGACUUGCACGAUUUGGAUGUGAAUUUGCAAAGUGUGGCUGCUGCUAGAAGCCUGUGCAAAUCUGGUUAUUACUGGAAAUACUUUUGCACUCGAACGCGUCUCGGCCAAUCGCAGCGUUCAAGUACGAACAGCUGACUUUAAUUUUUUUCUUGUUGUUCGUGGCUGCUGUUCGUUGUAAAAUGUAGUCGAAAUUGUGCUUCUUGUCGAAAAUAUGAAAAGCGUGCGGGGCUCGUCGGUAGACUGUGGGCUGGUGAAUGGAGGUCACCGCAGACACUGAGUGAGCGAGUCUCAGCGGUGAGACAGAAGAGAGGGGGAGAGGGAGGACGGACCAGCGGCCAGCCGCCUUCAAAAAUGGCGUCUCCGGAGGAAAAUGAGUAAAAAAUAUUAAAACGCGGCCUGCUUUCUUUUAUACUUCCUCGGUCGGUAUUCGCGCUUUGUAUCGCGCUCGCGUUGUGUUUUUAUACGCUGCGGGGGGAAACUCGUCGUCGCUAUUUACUUUGAACGGCUCAAAGAAAGCAGAAAAAAGUGGGGAGCGAGCAUUUGGGGAAAUAAAGGCAGCCCUGUUUUAUUUUGAUGCGUCGUUAGUGACAGCUAGCAUCUGCUGCUAGCCCACAGCUCUGGUCCUCUCCGGAGGAGGGUGGGAACGGUUUUGUGCAUGCACAGAGAAAGAGAGCGAGGGGGGGAGAAGAAAAAAAAAGAGAGAGAUUUUUUUGGAAAUUGGGGGAUUUCUGUGCUCGUCUUAUGGCGGAAUGAUUGGUGACCAACGUGGCCCGUCGAUUGCAAUCUUUUUUCUGGUUGCUAGCAGCGUAGCAGAGCCUAGCCUAAAGAAAGGGGAGGAGAGACGGUGAAAAAGGACGCAUUCAAAUCAAAUGUUUAUCAGCAAUUCGCCCCAUCACCGGCCGAAUCCGCGGCAUCUUCAUCAUGACCGAGGCUGAUUUUGGACUAAAUCUGCAUUCGUGGAAAUGAUAAAUGUGAAAGGAAAAGGAGGAAGACUGGCUUUUUUGGAGGUGGUUGGAUUAUAACCCCGUAGACCCCCCUCUUUUUUCAUCCAGCUUUCUCCUCCUCCCCUCCAUUUCUCUUUCAAUAUGCUGUUUUCCACUCCUGAGGACUUGCUUAUGAAACCGGGGAAAAUAGCCUGAAACCGACAACGGGAAAAGACUGGAUUUUUUUCCGAUUAUCUGCUCUGCGACGUUCGCGUCGCUUUUGUCCUCAUCGCACACAUUGUACGCCUCAUAAAUGGAUAGAAAUUACCCGGGAACAGGAUUCGGCGAUUUGGGCGCAGGAGCAGGAUGGAGUUACGAGCGAUCGGCAAAAGCAAGUCUUGUAUAUGGGAGUUCCAGAUCAUCCCACCCUGAGUCUGAGCUCCUUCACCGACAAGCCUACGCCACCCCACACCCUCUGCAGGGCUAUGCCACCAAUCACCACCCAGGGAGCUCUGGCCAAGGCGGGGCUUGGGGAGCAGCUGGACGGAGUUUGGGUCUGUCAGGGCUCUUUGACACUGGCCUACACCAUGCUAGCCCCACUGCCCCUGAUGCCUCCGUCAUGAAUCUGAUCUCAGCCCUGGAGUCCCGGGGUCCCCAGCCUCCACCCUCUGCCUCCUCCCUACUCUCCCAGUUCCGCACGCCAUCCUGGCAGACAGCGAUGCACACACCUGCUCCUCCUGAACUAUUCAUCUCUGGAGCCCUUCCUGGCUCUGGCUCCUUCCCCUCCUCUUCAGCUCUCUCAGCCUAUCAGCAUCCAGCAUCCUUCUCCAGCCGCUCUUUCCCUGCCGCCUCCCUUUCCCUCCAGGACACACCCACAUUCAGUCCCACAUCCAAUGGCCUGCUCUCCCCACAUGACCCCCUAUUACACAUCAAAGCCCCUUCACAGUCCAGCCUGGGUUUUGAUAGACUCCUGUCCUCGCAGGGUGCUGCGGCAGCUGCCUAUAGGGGCAGCCAGGAUCCCACCAGUGCCACAUCAGCCCAGGCAUCCUCUGCCAGGCACCUGCAGUCACACCAGUUCAACCUGCUGUCAUCACAGCUCCAGGACCAGUCGUCUCAGCUGUACAAUGCAUCAGUGUUUUCCUCAGCCCAGCCCCAACCUCAGUCUCAGUCCCAGUCGAAUUCGGCUCAGGAAAGAGCUGUGCCCAGGCAGGACAGCGUUAUCAAGCACUACCAGCGGCCAACGCCAGCUCAAUCACAGCUCUCAUCGUCUGCAGCCCACUCCCUUCAGCACUAUCUCAGCUGUGGAGGAGCGGGGUACCAGCAGAUUGCCACUCACCACAGGCAUGCGGGUCUUUCCUGCAGCCCACUGGGCGACCAGAGCCCCUCAUCUGACCACAAGCCCCCCUCUCGCACUGAACAGUAUCGGCCAAUCAUCCAGCCUCCCUAUUCUUCUUCCUCCUCCUCCUCAUCUUCUUCCUCAGCUGGGAAAGGUACCAAAAGCAGCUCCAGCAGUGGGUAUUCCUCUGCCAGUUCUGCAUCAUCUUCAAGAACUCCUCACACACCCCCUUCUGCAUCCUCUACCUCCUCUUCCUCUUCCUCUUCUUCUGCCACCUCUGGGGCUCAUCCUUCCAACUCAAUCCCCACCUCCAGCUCCAGUGCAGCACCUUCAAGGCAGCAGCCACCCCCCCAGCCAGCCCCCCCUCCCCAGGCCCCUCAGCAGCAGCCACCUGCCACCUCCAGCUCAGCCCCUCAGUCUCUCCCUAAAUCCUGCCUCUCAGGCUAUGGUUCUCCUGUGCCCCCAGUGAAGACCCCCACGUCAGCUCUUACUGGUCAGACCCCGCCCCAACAACAGACACAGUCAUAUUCCCCUAACCAGCCCCCUACUUCCCACCUGGCUCAGUCAUACGGAGGCUUCAGCUCACCACAAGCCCAAGACCUGAGCUCAGGUACAGGUGGGAAAGGCUAUGGCAGCUUAGGAGGGCGAAGCCAGUCAUACUCAACUGAUAUAUAUGGAGCUGACUCUGCCUAUGGGUCACUUCCAUCCUCUCUGGGUGGAGCUGGAAGCCCAUCGCUGGGCUAUGGAGCCCCAGGUCACUCACCUGCCCUUUUAAGGUCAAGUGGUUCUUCAGGUAGUGGAGCUUCUGGGGGAGGAAGUAGUAGUGGUGGAGGAAGUGGAAACUCUGGGUCAGGAGGAGGAGCAGGAAAUGGUAUGACCAAUGAAAGAGGUGGAGGUGGAAGCGGUGGAGGGUCUUAUCAUAUUCCAGACUCUAGCCCCUCACCAUCAGGCAACUCGGGCAUCAUCCGUCCAGGGUUGCAUUCCCCAGUACCCACCUGCCCCACGCAGUCUCCAGGGGGUGCAGGAUCAAAUAAAUACAUCUCCUCAGUUCUCUCCCCAACCUUCCUUGCCUCCCCACAGGGCUACCCCGACACCAGAGGCCCCAGCUCCCAACCUCAGUCUUACCAUUCCACCUCCUCCAAAACAAAAGCAGACACUUCUAUGCUCGGAGUGGGCUCUCAGAGAUCCCAAGAGGAAGUAGAUGACGAUGAAGAGUUCUUGAUCCAGCACUUGCUGCAAGCCCAAGCAAGUCCUGGUCCCCAGGCUGCUCACCACCAUCCUCAACAACAACCCCAACAGACAUCCCAACAAACACAGCCUCAGCCCCAGUCAGUGCCCCCAAGCACUGAUUCAGGCAAAGGGCUAAGCUAUGACAUGGGUAAGACCUCUGAGGAGAGGUACCACCCCCAGAGUGUCAUACGUACCCACAGUGCCACAACCACUGCUGGAGUGGGUAAUGCAGGGUCUGGAGGGUCCAUCUCGGGGCUGGAAAACCAGUUGGAGAUGUCACUGAAGAAACAACAACAGCAGCAUCAGCAGCACCAUCAUCAACAACAGCAGCAAAGGAAUGAGAGGGCUGUUGGAAGCAGCAGGAGCAGUGGAGGGAGAGGCAGUGCUGAACAAGUGCACUCCCACCUCCAUCACCAUGACAACCUAGGUUCAGUUGUCCACUAUGGGAGGGGUGAUCCAUACACCCAGCACUCCCUUGCUCCUCAACACUCCUCACACAGUCAACAUGUGUCCUCACAUGCUCAGAUACCACCCCACACCCAAAUGGAACUCCAAAAGAAGCCACAGGAGCGAGCUGAAAUCCCUUAUCCUCGGAAAACACCGGAAGUCCAGCAGCAGCACUCUCAGUCUCAGGCUACUGCCUCCCUCAUGGACUCUCCUACUGAUCAGACCCGUCAGCCGCCACACCUGCUCCAGUCAGUGCUCUCCCACACCACCCGCAACAAACUGGAGCCCCACCAACAGCACCACAAGAUGGACUCCCAUCGGCAACAUCCGCAGCAUCACAAAAUGGACACCCACCAACCACAUCAGCAACACCCAAAAAUGGAUGCCCAUCCUCAGCAUCAACAGCACCAGAAGAUGGACUCCCAUCAGCAUCAACAGCACCACAAAAUUGAUUCUCAUCCACAACAUCCACAGCACCAUAAAAUGGACUCUCAUCCCCAGCAGCAGCACUCUAUUAGCCAACAGCAGGCUGUAAUGGAAAGUGCUGGUGGGGCACUUGGCUCAAGUAAGCAUCAGGCUCAGUCUCAGUCCCAGUCCCAGCUCCAGCUUCAACUCCAGUCCCAAGCAUUGGAGGUGGCAGCCGCUCACUACAACCACGGCCCCCCUCCACAUCAGCACGAGCAGAGCCAGGUCAAACAAAGCUCAGUAGUGUCUUCCUUGGACAUGCUGGAGCGCUCCCUUUCGCAGACCUCCAGCACAGACGUAGCUGUUGGAGAGGACAGACGUGGUGGAGCUGGCAGUGGGGGGAGGAGUGGAGGUGGCAGUGAGCGCCACAGACAGCAGCAGCAAGAGCAGCAGAGGCAGCACCCAGCCCACCACCACUCGGCUUCUGAACUUCACUCCUUCCUCUCCGAGCCUGAUAUUGGCUUAUCUACCCCCUCCCACAUGCACCAUCUUUCACAACACCACCCGCAGCAACAACAACAGCACCCUGGCUCUCAACACCAACAAACCCACCCUCAUCACCCUCACUCCCAACCCCACCCUCACCACAUACCCCCACCUUCUGCCUCAGCCCACUCCCAGCCUCAGCCUGACCCACAGCAACCACUCUCAUCCCAGCUCACCCCUCAGCAGAGCCAGAUGGACCAACAGCGCUCAGAGCAGCACCAGUUUGACACAGUCAGCCCAGUGGAGAAAGCAGACCAGAAUCAACAAAGUAACCGCUUUGUACCCCUGACUUCCAUCUGCUUCCCUGACUCCCUUCUUCAAGAUGAGGACCGAUCCUUUUUUCCAGGAAUGGAAGACAUGUUUUGCGCAGAGGACUACAAGUCGAGCUGUGCUGGAGGUGCAGGACCAGGGCAGGAGGAGAUGAAUGAAAGCCACACUGGGCAAGAGGGAAUGGAUUCAAUGAAAGCUGGACCGGGUGGAGGUGGAGCGGGAGGAAGUAGUGGAACUAGCUAUGACAUGAUGGGCCACCAUGGUGGAGAUCAGGGUUAUGAACCAUACUGUCAUGGUCUGGAGGAACCCAGCAACAACACCAUGACUCUGGAUCUAGACUCCCUUAAGACGCAUGAGCUCCCUUCCACUGUCAACACAGAACAACUUGGAUUGAUCCAGUCUCAGGCCCCAGCUAUGGGUAUGGGUGCAAAUACUGCUGGUCCCAACAACGCUGGAGCUAAAAUGUCAUCUGGGCCUGGAGGGACUGGCGCAGGAGCCGGUUCUAUAGGCCUCCAAUCUCCCAUUUUCUGCUCAUCACGUCCCAAGAAGCUCCUGAAAUCCAGCUCUUUCCACCUGUUAAAGGAGCGCAGAGACCCCAACACACUGCCUAAGAAAAGUUAUGCUCAAGAAUAUGAGUUUGAAGAUGACGAGGAUAAAGCUGAUCAACCAGCUGACAUCCGGCUGAAUAGCCGGAGGCUCCCUGACCUUUUGCCAGACUUGGUGUCCAGCUGCAGGAAGGGAGGAGGAGGAAGUGGCUCUCUCAGCCCUUUAAUGGGUGACAUUGACUUCUACCACUCCUCAGGCUACUCCUCUAUGGGCUCACAUUCUCUUAUGCCUCAGGAUGGACCCAAGAAGAGAGGCCGAAAGCCCACGAGACCCAAGAGGGAGGGUCCACCUCGGCCAAGAGGCAGGCCUCGCAUCCGUCCGAUGCCUGAGCCCUAUACUCCACGAGGAAUGAUGGGGGAGAUGGGUGGAACGACAGUAGGAGGGGGAUUCAGUGUGGAGGGACGAGGUAGAGGCAGGGGUCGUGGAAGCAGAGGUAGAGGAGGGAGGAGGGAAGAUAUGUACAUUGAAAUGAGCGGGAAGGAACCCGAUCAGAUGCACCAGCAUCAUCUCCAUCAGCAGCAGCCGCAACCGCUCCACCACCAGCCACAACAGCAGAUGCAUGAACCUAUUCCACCUCUCAAGAUCAAGCUACCAAUUGGUACCCUGUCCUCAUCUGAUGCGUUGCUGAGGACAGACUCUUUGUCUGGCACAGACCCCGCUUUGUCAGAUGGCUCAGUGGGCUCCGCUCCCUCACUCGGUUUAAGUCCUGGACCCCCCUGCAGCGCUGACAGCACCAGAAGUCAGGACAAGAACAAGCAGAAAAACCAGAUGAUGAGUGAAGGAGUGGAUGAAGAGGGGCUAGAGGACAGGGGUGAUGAGAAGGACUCCGAGUCCAAGGCUGGCUUCGUCGCUUCAUUCUUGGACUUCCUCAAGACAGGAAAGAGACCUCCAGGCUUGGACAUCUCUCCUGGAAUGGAACCUGACAACGGUGAAAACUCCCCCUGUAAAUCAGGAGGUCUGCGCCCACUGUCUCCAGCACCACCUCCUCCACCUCCGCCACCUCCAUUUGGGGACAGCGAAGGAAAUGGAGGUCUUGCUCUGGGCAACUGCUCCAGCCCCAAGCGCUUGGAGGAUGAGCUGAAGAGGAACUUGGAGACAUUGCCGUCAUUCUCCUCUGACGAGGAGGACUCAGUCGGAAAGAACCAGGACCUUCAGAAGAGCAUCUCUUCAGCCAUUUCUGCUCUGUACGACACUCCUCAACUAACUUCGAACAUUCAGCCCCCGCUGUCUCCGCCACCUCCACAGCCUCAGCCUACCCAGUCCCCUCUAACUCCUACAUUGCAGCCCCCUACACUUAGCCCACAGCCUGCCAUGCACACCCCUCACACCUUGCCCGAGUCCAGCGAACCUGAUAUCCUUCAGCCAGAAGAAGGAGACAUGGAUGAGAACAAAGAGGAUGAGAUUGAGGAGGAGGAGGAGGAGGAGGAGGAGGAGGAGAGGAGCACAGGAGGGGAUGAAGAGAGUGAUAUGAUGGAGGAGAGAGAACCACAGCUGGAAACCUUGGGUGCCCCUAAUCUUGAUGCUCCCCUCACUGAGAUUCCUCCAGCGCCAGCAACUCCUGAACCUCCCUCUGCCCCUCCAUCUCCCGCCUCAUCCUCUUCCACUCCUACUCACUCACCCCUCCCUCCCCUCUCCCUCCCCUCACCCCUACCUCCGCCAGAAGAGGAACAGGAGAAUUCUCAGCCUCCGAGCCCCGUCGCUCCCACAUCCCCAUCUCCGCCACCUCCGCCACCCGCUACUCUGCCUCAGCCAGCAACUCCUCCUCCUCCGGCUUCCCCUCCUCCCCCAUCUUCAGCUCAGAAGGAGUCACCUAUGCCAUCACCAGAGUCCCCUGCCUCUCCCGAAGAGCCCCCAGCUCCUAAGAUCACCUCGCUACACCUUGCCCAGAAGCAAGAAGAUGCAGCCAUAGCUGGAGAGAGUGAGGAGGAUGAGAGUGAGAGCGGAGGGGAGGGCAUCUUCAGAGAACGGGACGAGUUUGUGGUACGGGUGGAAGACAUUCGAACUCUGAAGCUGGCCCUGCAGACGGGACGUGAGCCUCCACCCAUCUGGAGGGUGCAAAAAGCACUGCUGCAGAAGUUCAGCCCAGAGAUCAAAGAUGGACAGAGACAGUUCUGUGCCACGAGCAACUAUCUUGGAUACUUCGGAGAUGCCAAAAGGCGAUACCAGCGAAUCUAUGUCAAGUUUCUGGAGAAUGUCAACAAGAAGGAUUAUGUCAGAGUCUGCUCUCGGAGACCAUGGCGCAGAGCUGCACCUGCUCUCAGACGCCAGUCCCUCCCCAAAAUGGCUUCACCUCCUGCCAGCCAGGCACCGCAGAGAGUAGUCGAGAAAGAGGAGCGAGUCGCUCCACCAGUGCAGCGUGAACAGAGGGAGAAAACAAGAUCAGCAACCACGACGACAACAAAAGAACCACGGGAGAAGAAGGAGGCUCCAGCAGCUGUGCUCAAGGCCAGGGAGAAGGAGAAGGAGAAAGAAAGGGAGCCUGAGAGGGAGAAGGAGAGAGAGAAGGAGAGGGAGAAGGAGAAGCGAGUGCAGCUACAGCAGGAGAAAGUGGAGAAACGUGCCGCAGCAGCAGCAGAACGAGGCAGAGCCAAGGAGGAGAAGAAAGCAGUGGAGAGGAAGGAGAAGGAGAAGGCUGAGCGCCCACCCAAGUCCAAGCCAUCCAAAGUGAAGGCGGAGCCACCGCCCAAGAAGAGGAAGAAGUGGCUAAAGGAGAUACCUUCAUCAUCUGACUCGGACUCAUCAGAAGAGGCAGCUAGUGAGAACGAAAUGCCGGUGAAAGGUGGAGUAAACAACCGUGCCAUGAGGGAGAUGUUCAGGAGCUACGUGGAGAUGCUGGUCAGUACAGCACUGGACCCCGACAUGAUCCAAGCCCUGGAGGACACAGACGAUGAGCUUUACCUCCCACCGAUGAGGAAGAUUGACAGCAUCAUCAGCGAACAGAAGAGGAGGCUGCUGAGGAGAAUCAGCAUGAGCUCUCAGCACCAGGAGGUCCUGCAUGCGUACCCACAGAUUAUUGUAGACCCCCUGGACACAGGAGUGGUGAGGGUGCGGCUAAGCGGGGAUGCUUACAACCGCAAGACCCUCAACAGAGUCAAAAAGUCCCUGCCUAAACCACAGGACCUUAAACUGUCAGCCGAUACAUAUCGGAUCUACAGUCUCUACCACUCCCUGCAUCACUAUAAAUACCACACCUUCCUACAGUGCAAGAAAGAGACCAACACCAUUGAGCAGGCAGCUGAGGACCCGGGCCAAGAGGAAGUGGUGCAGCAGUGCAUGGCCAACCAGAGCUGGCUGGACACCCUUUUCGGCUCCUUCAUCGAGCUGCUCACACUCAGUACCAAAGCCUGAGACAAAACAGGAGAGAUGGAAAUGAAUUAAAGUGAGAGGAUUUUAAAAAAGAAAAUACAAAAAACGGACAGAGAUGGAUCCUACUGUACAGCCCCCCCGACCCUCUUCAAAUCUCUAAGAUCUGAGGAUGAAAUUUUGAGGCCCUUGACGAACACAAGGGGGUCUGUUCAUGUGACCUCGGACACUGGCCUCUUGUUCUUUUUCUUGUUGUUGAUCAAUGACUAAAGACAUGUCGUACUUUGUGAGAAGGAAGGGACCCCACCUGUUCAGGGGUCGCUUGGCAGGUCAAGAGGGAAUUGACCGCCGGUGAAAAGGGAGCAAACGCGAGGCGGAAGGGACAAAAAGAGGAGGAGCCGUAACGCCAAGUCAACGGAGGAGAAGGAGGAGCCACUGACAUCUUGUUAACUGUGUGUCAUAAAGACGAUAGUUCAAAGAGAAACUAUUACCACUUAGUUUUUACAUAAAUUAUUUUUUUGAAGACUAACAUCAGCUGUUGGCUUUUGAAAAGAGUGGAAGAGGGUGAGAAUGCUUUUUAAAAAAAACUGCGUGUAGAGUGUGCCGUGAGCAGCGUGAACAUGGACUCGUCCACGGAUAGAAACAUGAAAUGUGAUAAUAAACACUCUCUCUCUCUCUCUCUUUCUAUCUCUCUCUCAUCCUGUGCUAUGUGAAGGGCAGCCCCAGUCUGCUGUGUGAUAAUAUAUAAACACAUUUUUAUUAUUUAUAUGAGGAGGUUUUUAACUUAAACUCUCACAAGCACUGGGUCGCUGCCCUGACAUUUUAAAUACCUUUUUAUUUGCCACAGGUUCGGUAUACAAUCGUGACCCACAUAUCCAAGCCGUCUUCCCCUCUAUACAAACGAACAGACGUCGAGACAGAAACAUUGGGUGCAACACGGUGGGUGUAAAAUAACUUUGAAAAAAAAUGAUAAAAGAAGAAGAGAAGAAUGGGAAAAUCUAUUUGAAACUUAACAUUGUUGUGCUUCAGUUCAAUCAUCAGUCAUGCAGGUGCAAAGAAAAAUAAGUAAACUAUCCAUUUCCCAUUGUGGGAAGAAGGAGUAUAAAUAAGUAAUAUUUAAAGAGGAAAUAGUCAUUUCAUUUUUAUCAUUUUGAUGUUUGUGCAUACUAUGACUUAUUUUGAAAACAAUCUAAUUUUCCAUAAAAAAAGGAAAAAAAAGACAUGUAAAUAUUGUACAGUUCUUGAUGAAAUUCUUUGUCCUUCUGUACAUUAACUCUCCUGUAUUUGAGAAACAAAUAAAAUCUGCAAAGAACAAA